Molecule: messenger RNA, 2567 nt
Organism: Drosophila mojavensis
Lineage: Eukaryota; Metazoa; Arthropoda; Insecta; Diptera; Drosophilidae
Product: growth hormone-regulated TBC protein 1-A
Exons: 6
Coding region: 655-1647 (330 amino acids)
Source: RefSeq, a predicted model, not a curated record
GAUGGAAGAAGCAGACAUUGUUGUGCUGCUACCUGGUCUCGCGAUUUGCGAGAAAAGUAAAAUAGAGAUAAGAUGAAAUAAUUUGUACAUGAUUACUUAAAAUUCCAUCACCAAAGUCCAGGAUGCACUUAAUGUGACGCCAGCAAAAGUAGAAAAAAGAUAAAUAAACCCUUGGAAUUGAUAAGCAACAAACAAUUAGCAAUUGUCAGCUAUUGCUACCAAAGUACUAUAAUCCCAAACUCAAUACUGCACUGCAAUCAGAGUGAAAGUCGAAACGUUAGGCGUGUGAUAAAAAUUUCCUUACCUACCGACCACCCACUGCUUUUGCGAUUUGUAAUGUUAUCAGUGCUCGAGGCGCGCUAAAAACGCCUACAAAAACAACAAUUGAAGCAACAGCGACUGCUUAGGAAAUUCCGAAGGACAUUCGAUUUGAAGUUGCAGUGGCAGCAACGGCCAGCGGAAGCGUCGAACGUGCACACAAUUCCAAAAAGCAAUUAAUGGGGGCCAUGAACCAAAAAGAACAACUGACAAACAGCAGCAGCAACAACAAGCACAACUGACUAACGGACAGAAAUCCGUUUAAAAACAAAGAAAAAUAGAAAAAAUUAAUAUUUAAUUUUACCAACUGAGCAAUAAAAACUAGUCAUAAUUCAUAUGGAAGCGACCGCAAGUUCCAAGUUCAGCGAUGUGGACGAGUACGGAUUUAAGCGUGGCGAUAAGUUCGAUUACAAGUUCUAUGGGAAGUUUAUGGAUGGUUAUUUAAAGAUAUUGACGCGCCGGCGAAUUAAAUGGGAGAAUUUACUUCAACAGAAUCCGGAUUUCAGGCUGAUAAGUCCGAAAUUAAAGCGAUAUAUACGCAAGGGCAUACCAGGUCCAUAUCGCGCGGAUGUUUGGAUGAAAAUUAGUGGUGCCGAUGAAGCAAAGCAACGAAAUCCUAACCUUUAUCAUAGUUUAUUAAAUAUCGAGCAUUUCAACAAAGAAAUCUGCGAUUCCAUAUCAAUCGAUCUACCUCGAACGUUUCCCGACAAUAUUCACUUCGAUGCCAAGAAGGAGCGCCUCUUUAACAUACUCUGCGCCUAUGCGCAUCAUAAUCGAGAUGUUGGCUACUGCCAGGGUCUCAACUAUAUAGCCGGCCUGCUGCUCAUUGUCACCGAUGACGAGGAGAAGUCCUUCUGGCUGCUGAAGCAUAUCGUUGAGAAUAUAGUGCCGCAGUAUCACUCACAUAAUAUGGCCAAUCUGUUGCGAGACUUGGCUGUGUUCAGGGAGCUGGUCAUAAGACGUGUGCCGGCUGUUAACCGACACGUGGAAGACAUGAAUUUACCCUAUGCGGUGAUAGCCAGCAAAUGGUUCAUUUGCAUAUUUGCCGAAGUUUUGCCCGUGGAAACUGUGCUGCGAAUAUGGGAUUGUGUUUUCGCUGAAGGUUAUAAGAUUGUAUUUCGCGCAGCUUUGGCCAUGUUCAUUACACAUAAGAAUGAUAUAUUGCGCUGUGACGAUAUUGCGGCACUAGCCACCAUGUUUCGCGAUCAUAUGAUUCAGGAUAAUAUAGUCACCGACUGCCAUAGCUUUGUAGAAGCCAUGUUUUCCUUGCGUUUGAAACGCAAUGAGGUUGAGAGCUUGCGCAAAAUAGCUGUGCUAAAUGGAAACUAAGCAGUUAAUCAAAAUAGAACAAAAAGUAACAAGAGAAAAGACCCUCAUCAAAAAUAAUAUGGAAACAAAAGAAAGCAAUCGUAAAAUUCAAUUAUUAGAGAUGUAGCUUAUAUGUGUCCAAUCCAUAUAAAUAUAUGUAAUAUUUUACGUGUGUAUUUGUGUAUAGCCUCAUAGUAGCCAAUGUAUUUUGAGUAUUAUUCGAAACAAAACUAAAUAUGAUACCAAAGUUAAAUUCCAAUUCGAUAAACAAGCAAAUCUAAUUACAUAGACUCAUAUGUACAAUAUCGAUAUGUAUGUGUACAUAUGUGUCUGUGCGUUAAUAGUAGUUGUUGCCAAAAUGUAAGCAGAAAACAUACAUACAUAUGUAGAUAUAAUGUAUAUCAAUCGCCUAUAUACGCCACAUACAAGUAUUUGUUAUGUAUGUCUGUAAAUUUAAAACGUUUAGUUUCUUUGGUGUGCUGUUAUUUUCAUAGUUUAUAAAAAAUAUUUAUUUUGUAGCAUAUAUUAAUAUAUACUUUAUAUGAUGCUGUGUUUUGUAGAAAAUUUCUAGAUUAUAUAUGAAUCUAUUUUAUAAAAAGCUUUUCAAUUAUUAAAUACUUGCGAAAGCCUGUUAGUUGAUUGCUAUGUACAAACAGACAAAUACGAAGACCUCACUAUAGCUAUUUACUAUGACGUUUGUAUUUAUAGUUUGCCAAUGAGCACGUUGCAAUACUCACUGUCUACACUGAUACUAUAUAUAUAUAUAUAUUUAUAUGUAUAUCCUGAAAUAUAAUUUGAGGAAUUGAUUUGUUAACACAUGCCUUUUAGGCCAAACUCUACGAACCAGCGAACAAAUGUAAACUUUAAAUGAUAUGAAGUGUCGUUUGAUUAGUGCAACUAAUAUGCUUUUUAAAUAAAUAUUACUGCUAUUUGUUAGAUAA